AUGACAACAUCAAUAACCGCAGAUUUAUUGACAGAUUCAACAAGUUCAGAAUCAGCAACAGCAGAAUUAACUGACUCAACAACACCAGCAACCGAUAAUAACUCAACAACAGAUUCAGCCACAUCAUCACAGACAACAACAGAUUCAGCCAUUUCAUCACAGACGACAACAGAUGCAGCCACAUCAUCACAGAUAGCAACAGAUGCAACCACUACACAGGCAACAACAGAUGCAGUCACGCCACAGACAACAACAGAUGCAGUCACGCCACAGACAACAGCAGUUGCUUGUUUUGACUGUGAAUGUGCAAUAACUGUGGCAGGGAUCACGGUGACUGGUCCGCGAAAGUUUAAUUUAAGCAACAACAAAACCGUUAUUUGUAUUCUGGAUGCAGUACAAAAUCACAAAUGGACGGUUAUACAGAGGAGAUUCUCCACCGGAAGUCAGAGUUUUGAUCAAGAUUGGAUUGACUACGAAAACGGAUUUGGGACUUUGGCGUCAGAAUUUUGGAUUGGCAAUAAAUACAUACAUGAGCUGACAUCUAUCUACGGGAACACUCAUCUACUCAUUGAAAUGGUUGCUGGUACUGGUAAUAUGGGUUUUGCCGAGUACACAUUCUUUAUCGAUGAUGCCAUUCAGGAUUACCGUCUACAUGUCUCUAACUAUGUAGGAAAUAGGGGAGAUCCAUUAACUUCAACAGGAACUUGUACAGAAUGCGCAGACGGAAUGAAAUUCACAACCAGAGAUCGCGACAAUGACAUGCAGAAUUUGAGGAACUGUGCAACAUACAGCCGAGGUGGGUGGUGGCACAAUGCGUGUCAAAGGUCGAACCUGAAUGGACAAUUCGGACAGUCCAGUUACGUAUACGGACUAAACUGGGACGGAUUCAUGGACAUAUCUAGUGUUGAAAUGAAAGUUCGGAAACCUUGACCGAAAUUCUAGCAUUUAAUGUAACU
This is a messenger RNA of Saccostrea echinata, 956 nucleotides long. RefSeq names its product angiopoietin-related protein 7-like. The record is from RefSeq and is a predicted model, not a curated record. Lineage: Eukaryota; Metazoa; Mollusca; Bivalvia; Ostreida; Ostreidae. Bases 1 to 930 code for a protein of 309 amino acids. The transcript is spliced from 4 exons.